AUGGGUCGCUGGUGCCGUCUGCGCGGGGCGGCCGCUGCGACCAGCCUCCGUGCCCAGAUCCUGGCGGAGGCGGAGUCGAAGCCCAGGAGACACCCUCUCUGGCUCGGCUUCCCGGACAUCACGGCAUCCCGCUAUGAUACCAUCCUUUCCAUCACGCAGCCAUUCAGACGGCAGCCGCCACCACCCUGUGGCGCCCAAGUAGCGCGAUCAGCGGCGGAAGGCGCCGCCGCCGUGGCUACACGGGCGCUGCCGUACAGGGAUUUGACCCCGGGUCUGCGCCUGACUAAUGGGGAAGACUUACCCCAGAACGUUAUGGGGCUACCGAUGUAUAACCGGUAG
This is a messenger RNA of Volvox carteri f. nagariensis, 339 nucleotides long. RefSeq lists its product as uncharacterized. Lineage: Eukaryota; Viridiplantae; Chlorophyta; Chlorophyceae; Chlamydomonadales; Volvocaceae. Bases 1 to 339 code for a protein of 112 amino acids. The transcript has 3 exons. The record is from RefSeq and is a predicted model, not a curated record.